Molecule: messenger RNA, 1853 nt
Organism: Kickxella alabastrina
Lineage: Eukaryota; Fungi; Kickxellomycota; Kickxellomycetes; Kickxellales; Kickxellaceae
Exons: 2
Coding region: 168-1613 (481 amino acids)
Cellular component (GO): membrane
Source: RefSeq, a predicted model, not a curated record
CCUAUUUUUGGAUCGCUGUUUUCUUUAUGAGCUUGACGUGCCUUACAGCAUCACACACUUUAAUUGCAUUUAUCGUCCUGCUUUUCACUUCUUUCCAACUGUACCUUGCCUCAACGCAACAACAGCCUAUAUCUACAGUUACAACACCUCUUCUUUUCGCACACGCAAUGGCAGACCACGGCGGCAGCAACAGCGGCUCUCAUCUGCACACAAAUCAUAACCACAGCGUGGCACACACCGCCACAGGAAUCAAAGUAGCCAACAUGCAUCACAGCGGCGAGCUAGUAGAACGCACCAGGCCGCCAGAAACAUCGGAAGCACUGGGGGCAGAACCAACAAACGAAAGCCCGGCUCCUCAGCUCAGGCGCGUGGCAAUGGAGACUAUGCACACCGAAAAGCCGUCAGCGCGGAGGAGCAUGAUUCUGGGCGCAGCAGCGCUCUCCGUGUGCAUCCUUGCGUUUAUUGGCCAGACAGUUGUGACGCGGCAAGUGCAGGAGUCGUACGUGCAGCCGUACUUCAUCCUGUGGAUCUCGCACUCGUUCUGGAUCAUCAUGUUGCCGCUGCACGUGGCAUACGAAAAGCUGAAGCGCAGCCCGCGGUCGCUGGCGAUGCUCAGGAUGGAGGCGCUGGUCGGGUCGGCGACGCUAGCCGUGCAGCAGAAGCGCAGUGGCAGCAGGCAUGGCGAGUACCACCAGCUGGAGGCUGCGGCCGCCGGUUCUGAGGGCGGCAGCGCGAGGGCACUGGCACUGGCCCGGCCGGCGUGGGUUGUCUGGCGCACAGUGGCGCUGGCAGUUGCGCUGGCCGGGCUGCUCAACGGGUCGGCGUACCUGUGGUACGUGGCCAUCGGGUUCACCAGCAUGUCCAAGGUCACAGCCAUCUACAACAUGUCGUGCUUCUUCGCGUACCUGUUCUCGGUGCUGCUGCUUCGCGAGCGCGUGAGGCUGGUCAAGUGCGCGGCGGUCGGCGCCAGCAUUGUCGGUGUUGUCUUCAUGACUACGGUCGAUAGCGACGGCGAUGCGCUGUCGGCCGCGGCGCGGCGCAGCGAGAUGAUCGGCGACGUGCUGUCGCUCGUGUGCGCGUGUGGCAUCGGGCUGUACCAGGUGCUGUACAAGAAGUACGCGGUGCCUGGCGGCUUUCACUCGCUGUUCCACGUCAACUUUAUGACGACGCUGCUGGGCGUGGCCACGGUUGCUGUCUACUGGCUGCCAAUCCCGGCGCUCAGCGCGCUGGGCGUCGAGCUGGCGCUCAUCGUGGCCAACGCGCUGUUUGGCGUGGCGUACAACGCCUGUUUUAUGAUUGCGCUGGCGCUGACGUCGCCGCUGUUUGCGGCCAUCGGCGUCAUGCUGACGAUCCCCGCCAUGGCCGUCAUUGACAUGGCCAUGCAGGGCCAGGUGCUGGCGUGGAGUGUCUUUGUGGGCGGCGGCGCCAUCCUGGUUGGCUUCUGCACGCUGAGCCUGGCCGAGUACCGCGAGACCAUGGCGCGGGCAAAGGCCGAGGCCCAGGAUGAGGAGGAGGACGGCGAGGGCGAGGGCGAGGGGGAGGGGAGAACGACGCAGGGGCGGCGGCAUUGGCGGCGCCUGUUGCGCUGUGAGCCAUGGUUGAUCGGCUGCUGAUCUGAUCUGCUGAUUGAGUCGGAAAUCAGAAGGCGUGGCUUUGCAGGAACUGGGCACGGCGUCAGCAUUAUGCGAUGGCACAAUCACUUUCAUCACCAUCACAAGCCGCAGGGGAGGGGACGCGCAGGAGAUUCGCAAUCUCAGUCUUCCAGCGGUCAGCUUUACCCCAGCUUUCCCACCCCCUGUUUUUAUUCUUCAAACUUUAUAUUUGAGGCCCAGUGCUUGGGCUGUUGCUGCAUC